Molecule: messenger RNA, 1023 nt
Organism: Closterium sp. NIES-65
Lineage: Eukaryota; Viridiplantae; Streptophyta; Zygnematophyceae; Desmidiales; Closteriaceae
Source: the annotation of a GenBank genome assembly
AUGGCCCUGUCUAGGCCCCUUGCGGCCCCUCUGCGGCCCCGUCUAGGCCCCUUGCGGCCCCUCUGCGGCCCCUCUGCGGCCCCGUCUAGGCCCCUUGCGGCCCCUCUGCGGCCCCUCUGCGGCCCCGUCACCGCCACCUGCGGCCCCGCCGCCGCCGCCUACGGCCCCGUCGCCGCCACCUGCGGCCCCGACGCCGUCACCUGCGGCCCCGGCCAAGCCGUUGACUUUGAGGUCUGGGUCGAUGAUCUCCAGCUGUUUCUACAGUGCGAUAGGGUAGACGGACUCUCUGUGUUCGAUCUCACCUCUAAUGUUUCUCCCGCCCCACCUGCUACUGCUGACAGCACUGUUUGCUCACAGUGGGCCAGACGCGAUGCUGCUGCUUGCCUUGCUGUGCGUCGCCACUUACCGACUGCUGAGCGUGCGUACUUUAGCCAGUACAAGAGUGCUAAGACCUUGUACGACGCUGUAGUUGCACGCUACUCCUCCCGUGCCACUGCUGCUCUUAGCCGCCUCAUGCUGCCGUACCUGUUCGUUGACCUUGCUGCUUUUCCCACAGUCGCUGACCUUAUCACUCACCUUCGCACUAGUCACAUUCGCUACCGCGCUGCGCUUCCUGCUGAGUUCUGUGCCAAGAACCCCCCCCCCCCCCCCCCCAUGUACAUCACCCUCUACUACAUAGUCAACCGCCUCCCUGACUCCCUUCGCGUAGUCAGGGACCACUUCCUCUCAGUUUGCCCCACCACACUCACCGUCGACCUCCUCGAGGAGCGCCUCCUAGCAGCAGAGAAGAGCAUAGUCGCUGUAGGAACCUCUCGUGGUGACCCCCGCACCCCCAUCUUUGAGGGGUGUUCCCCCUCCCCCCUCUUGCCCUCUGUUGCUUCUGCUGCUGCGGCCGACCUCGUUGGUUUCGAGUCGGUCGGCGCUGCGUCUGCCCCGAGCGGGAGACGCCGCACCGGCAAGGGCAAGGGGGGCAAGGGCACUGGAGGGGCUAGCGGGUGCGGUGGAGGUGGUGGUGGAUGUUAG